Messenger RNA from Schizosaccharomyces octosporus yFS286, 2335 nucleotides. RefSeq names its product GTPase binding protein Rid1. Gene Ontology annotation, biological process: actin cytoskeleton organization. NCBI's taxonomy places the organism in Eukaryota, Fungi, Ascomycota, Schizosaccharomycetes, Schizosaccharomycetales, Schizosaccharomycetaceae. The transcript is spliced from 4 exons. Gene Ontology annotation, molecular function: small GTPase binding; actin binding. Bases 965 to 2167 code for a protein of 400 amino acids. The record is from RefSeq and is a predicted model, not a curated record.
GCAAAAAUUUCUAUGCCAGUCGUUCCCAUGUUGUGACAGUACGCAAGUUCUUUUGAACGAAAACAUCUUCAUAGAAAGACAGAAAGCUCUUGUUCAAUGGUUGAAAGAUGGAGAACAAAUAUUAGAAAAAUCGAAUAAAUUGUUUCAUUUAUUUCAAUUCUCUGUAUACACUUAUUUUUCAACCCGCAUACUGUAAUCUGUAUUCCAUGUCUAUUCAGAGUUACUGCACUCUAUAGUCGUUACUUGCUACUUUUCCCUCUCUUUUUACUUGAAUAACUCUUUUACAUUUCUCUUGGUUCUUUUUCGAAUUCUUUGAUGAUGAGUUUAUGUUGCUAUACGAUUUAUGUUCUUUGCGAGGAAAAAACAAAUGUUUAUGAAUGAAUGACUGACUAUGCGAUUUCUAGAACAAUAUAUCUUACUUUCUGAUUAUCGAGCUAAAAUACUUUUAGUCUCACUUAAUCUGCCUUCUUGGCUUUACGAGAAUACAGAGAAUUAAUGAAUCCUUUUCGUUUUAAGCGACCAAAAGUAUAUAGUAAUCUAUAUGGAAUCAAUAUCGGAGCUAGCAUGAGUUAUAAAUUUUAAUAUAUUAGCGUUUUUGGAUAUGAAAAGCAUCAGAACUGAAGUAAGUCUAUUCGAAGACACUUUUUUAAACGGGUUCCAAGCUAAAAUGCAUCUAUAUAUUUAUUUAUAAUACGCGAAAAUAUAUAGAGGUUAAUCUUUUUCUUUAUGUUUAAUUUAGGUAAACCAAAAUUAAUUAAUCUCUCUAUUGUUAGCAUACCAGCCCUCUCUUACAAAUGUGACAAAUGAAGGCAUGUGGGCUAACCUCGGUUUUUACUUAAUCUUUUCUUUGACAGUUUUUAAUGUUUCGGUGAAUCAAACACGUUAUAAGGUGUGUUAGAACCGCUCUUUUUGUUUUGUGAAUUUGAAACAGAGCUCUGCACUUCUAUUGAUCGAGUGCUAGACAAUGAAUACUUUACGAUCGUUUAGAAGACUUUUUGGUUCCACUUCUGAAGAAUUUGAUGGAAAUUCAAACAAUAUACUAUUACCUAGACAGGAAUCUAGCUCAUUGUCGCAAACGUCUUUCACGACUUCGGAGGAAUCGAAUCCUCAAUGCUUUGAGAAUUUAAUUAAAGCUCAGGUACUUUCUUCAGAAGCUUCCAGAGGUCUAUUAUCCUUGAAUGAUAAUAUAAAGCUGGAAAUUCUCAAUAGUCUGAAUGAAAGAAACAAACAUAAACGGAGUCGGAUAUUAUCGUGGAAGAAAAAGAAGACGUCGUACAGCGAACCGAUUGAUUUUAUUUCUUAUAUCGUUAAUACUUCAAUUGAUUCUAUGGAUGAAACUAUAAUACAUAAGUUGGCUCUUUUACUUCGAAAAGAACAGAUCUUGUGGGUUACAUGUUUUAUCCAUUAUGGAGGAUUCGGUGUUAUACUCUCCAUGAUAGAAAAGAUUUCAAGAAUUGAAUGGAGAGAAAACUUACAUGAUAUCCUUUUAGAUCAAUUUCUUCUUUGCCUCAAAGCUAUGUGCACAGUCCAUUUUGGCUUAGAAUGCUUAUUACGGUCCUCUUAUCAUGUCCAGCAACUUGUCCAACUUCUGUUUUCCAAGAAGCAGCCUUCUGACUUCGCUACUCGAGAAGUCAUCAUUCAAAUAAUUAAUUUAUACCUUAAGGCACAUACUAAUAGAGAAAUCGGUGCUAAAAAAGUAUUUUCCUUUUUCGAAGACUCAGAAGAAGAAACUGAAGAAGUUGAUUUUAUAAAGGAAGCCCGCGUGAAACGACCAUACAGAAGAUGGAUAAUUGAAUUAGAAUAUAUUGCAAAGAACGUAUUUUGGGUUUGGAAUCAUGACGGGAAUAUCAUUGACUUGGAGUCUGAUCUGAACGAAUUCUAUGAUCCUCCACUUGGGUUUAUUGAGGGCAUCGAGACAGAAGCAACUAGUUACGUUGCCUCGCACAUUCAACUAUCUAAUGAUUUAUUAGCUUCAUUAGAUAAAAAAGAUCGGAUGCAAAAGCGUCUUGAAUUACAAUUUAGUGGAUUAGAGAGAAUUAUGGCAUUGAGAUUUCGAAAAAGCAGUCAAAAGUUUCAUAAAAAGCUUCAUGAUUCUUUACGUGAGUGGGUAAAAGCUGCUCGAGCCGACAAAUGGCCUUACAAAUUUGUCCAAACGGGUUCUACCUAAGAUAGUCUAAGUUUUAUUUAUUAAGCUGUAAUGAUUCUAUGCAUACAUAUCUGAACGCUCCGUAUACAAGUGUUCUGUACAUUCCCUUUUUUUUCCAAAAAAAAAAAAAAAAAAAAAUCCUUCAUUUUUUAGUUUACCCCUAAAUAUUGAUUUCGUUUUACUUAAGCA